Tinamus guttatus (white-throated tinamou) is the source of this 1345-nucleotide messenger RNA. It is a transcript of the gene TMOD1, whose product is annotated as tropomodulin 1. NCBI's taxonomy places the organism in Eukaryota, Metazoa, Chordata, Aves, Tinamiformes, Tinamidae. The record is from RefSeq and is a predicted model, not a curated record. Gene Ontology annotation, cellular component: cytoskeleton; striated muscle thin filament; myofibril. Gene Ontology annotation, molecular function: tropomyosin binding. Gene Ontology annotation, biological process: pointed-end actin filament capping; muscle contraction; myofibril assembly.
GGACCUGUUCCGGCAUAAGAACUAGGUUUGCAAGACCCCUCUGAAGAUGUCUUACAGAAAGGAGCUGGAAAAAUACCGAGACCUGGAUGAAGACAAGAUCCUUGGAGCUCUGACAGAGGAGGAGCUCAGAAAACUGGAAAAUGAACUGGAAGAAUUGGAUCCUGAUAACGCGCUGCUCCCGGCCGGGCACCGCCAGCGGGACCAGACCCAGAAGCUGCCGACCGGCCCGUUCAGGAGGGAGGAGCUCAUGGCCCACCUGGAGAAGCAGGCGAAGGACAUCGAGGACAGAGAAGACCUGGUCCCUUUCACGGGAGAAAAGAGAGGAAAAGCUUGGAUCCCCAAGGAGACGCCAGCGAAUCCUGUUUUGGAAAGUGUGACCCUGGAGCCAGAACUGGAGGAAGCCCUUGCUCACGCUUCUGAGGCAGAGCUCUGUGACAUUGCUGCCAUCCUGGGCAUGCACACCCUGAUGAGCAACCAGCAGUACUACGAGGCCCUGGGGAGCAGCACCAUAGUGAACAAAGAAGGGCUCAACAGUGUGAUUAAGCCCACGCAGUACAAACCAGUUCCCGAUGAAGAGCCGAACUCAACAGAUGUGGAAGAGACUCUGAGGCAAAUACAAAACAACGACCCCGGCCUUGAGGAAGUCAACCUUAAUAAUAUUGGGAAUAUUCCCAUCGCCACUUUAAAAGCCUGUGCUGAAGCACUGAAGAGUAACACCUAUGUAAAGAAGUUCAGCAUAGUUGGAACAAGGAGCAAUGAUCCAGUUGCUUUGGCUCUGGCAGAGAUGCUCAAGGAGAAUAAAACGUUGCAGAGCCUGAACAUCGAGUCAAACUUCAUUUCUGGGUCGGGGAUCCUGGCCAUUGUCGAGGCCCUCCAGUUUAACACGUCACUCGUAGAGCUCCGAAUCGACAACCAGAGCCAGCCCCUGGGCAACAACGUAGAAAUGGAGAUCGCCAACAUGCUGGAGAAAAACACCUCCCUGCUCAAGUUCGGCUACCACUUCACCCAGCAGGGCCCGCGGCUGCGCGCGUCCAACGCCACCAUGAGCAACAACGACCUGGGUGAGUGGGGACGCGGGUCAGGGCUGCGAUUCGGCGUGCGCGGGUCUGAGCAGGCCUCCUCAAGGGCCCAGUGGUCCCUGCUUUUGGAGGAGGUGCAGCCGGAGCCGCUGGAUGAUGCUGUUUGUACCCGUGGGUGCUGCGUGGAGGAGCCGGGAGCUGCUGCUGUGCUGGCAGAGCAAGCGACGGGCCGCACGGCCGGCGCGUGGCGAACCGGCAGGGCUUCGGAUUCCUGCCAGCUGCUCUCGCCUUACGCUGGGUUACUUGCCCCUCUAACAAGCAGAUGA